AUGACUGUCGAAUUGCUUGACGACUGUAGCCGCCGGGCCACUGCCGGGCUCUCCAAAGGUGCCAUUGGAGCAGAUCUAUGUUUGGCAAAGCAUGCCUUUUCAGCAGCAGCAGAAGGCGCCGGCGCUCCCGAGAUCGAAUCGUCUUCAUAUACGUCCUCGUCAACAUCACAAACAUCACACCAAACCAUAACCGCAGUGCAGACCCUUCCGACGGGCAUUCAAACUAAUGCUGUUGGCAUCAAUGGAACUAUUACUGCGAUUCCAAAUCUCUGGUCUGAGCACUGCUCCGAUGAUGGGGCACCAUGCACGGCUUACUGCCACUCUGGCGACACAGAUUGUCAAAAGGCCGCGAACGCCAUAGCAAAGACCUCGACAGAUGUUCCUUCCGGAAAUGCGUCAGGAUCGACGACAGUCGUGUCUGCUGUGUUGAAUGGCACAACGCUCUACUCACCCACGGUCUAUAUCUCCAUUGCCACGGCAUACGCAACCAACGAGUGCUCUAAUCUUGGACAGCGACACCACGCCACUUUUCUCGCCAUGAAUCCAAGCGAUGUAUCGACGCAGAUCCAGCUCGGCGGGAAAGCUUGGGCAAAUUCUUUUGGCGCUGUUCGCUACGAAGAUUUGACGGGCUUGCCCCCAGCGUCGAACUAUCAACUGCAGCCCUCUUGCAUUAUGUUUGGUUGUCCGACCAUGGACAAUCACUUCAGCCCGACUCUAAGCGUGCCUGCGCAGCUUCGAUCCAUGGACGCCGCAUGGAAGGACUGCGGUGCGCCUCUGCAGGGUCUCACUGAGCUUGCGUUUAUAUUCGAUCCAUACACCGGUCAGGAUCCCGUCUCAACUCGUGUGUUGUCCUCACCAGCUCCACAGAUCUCGGAAGAUGCGGAAGGAGCCCUCGCGCCCAAUUCGCCAGUGCCUCAAACGACAACGCCAUCUCCUGUCGCGCAGACGAUAGUCAACAGCGCAGCAUCUUCCAGACGGCUGCCAAGUGUUGCCAUUGACGGACCCGGCACGACGAUUCCCCAAUCGACAUCUCCUUCAGCGGGCCACUGUACCACUGCUCUACAGCCUCCACGGACACUCAGUGCAGUGACUUCUGAGACCAGCGGCACACUUUCGACGCCGAUAUCUUAUGAAGGCCAAGGAUCAACGGUCGACAGGCACUGGCCCAGCAUGCUGCUUGUCGUGUUGCUUGUCAUGAUGCUUACUUGCUGA
Molecule: messenger RNA, 1212 nt
Organism: Zymoseptoria tritici IPO323
Lineage: Eukaryota; Fungi; Ascomycota; Dothideomycetes; Mycosphaerellales; Mycosphaerellaceae
Exons: 4
Coding region: 1-1212 (403 amino acids)
Source: RefSeq, a predicted model, not a curated record